Molecule: messenger RNA, 1318 nt
Organism: Acanthoscelides obtectus
Lineage: Eukaryota; Metazoa; Arthropoda; Insecta; Coleoptera; Chrysomelidae
Source: the annotation of a GenBank genome assembly
UAAUACCAUGAGCUCAUCGAAUAUUUCAUAUAAAUACGAGCUUUUCAUCCCAAACACUUAAUUGAAUCAUUUCAAUAAUGUUUGGGAAGAAAGUAGUUGUGUUUAGUUUGGUGGUGUUGGCGGUUGUUUCUCAGGCCCAUGGAAACAAAGUCGAUGACCUCCUUAGGAGACUGAAAGCUGCCGUGGACAAGGCCAUGGUGCAAGCUCAGGAACAACUUGACCGAUCGAAAGUUCAACUGCAACAACAUGCUGCCGAAGAUGUAGCUGACGGCAGAGCUCAGAUUGAAGUGAUCAAGAAGGGCUACGUUGAUCAACUGGACAAAAUAAAGGCUGACAACAAAGACAAAGAUAUUAGCUCUUGUCUUGGCGAAAAUGAAACAAAACUAAAUAACCUUGUGACUGACUAUGGAAUACAGAUGGACAACUGCGUGAAUGACAAGAUCAAUGAGGGAACCAAAUACGCUCAAGAUGCAUUAGAUCGGGUAAAGAAAAUCGUGAGCGACGUCGAGAACAUCCGUCAAGAAAUCAAGGACUGCGGACAUGGCUGGAAAGCUGCGAAAUGCAUUGCCAAACUGGCCGUACGGAUCGAAAAGGAGAUUACAAACUUGCCUACGAUUAUAGAGGGCGACGUUGUAGUCACAGCGGCCAGAAUUGCCCAACUGGACCCAAAACUGAAGGGCUGCGCUACUGACAAGGUGAACGAAGCAAGGACACAGGGGCAGACGCUUUUGGACACGAUCAAGCAGUGCGUUGCGAAUAUACAUUGAAUUGUUGCUAAUUAGGAUUGAUUAAAUUGUUUAUUGUUUUAUAGAAAACGGAAUUUGACCUUUCUCCUCCCCGACGGUUCAUCUUCUGUGGUCAAACGUAAAUGAGGGCUAUGAUGCCAAACUUUUUAAACCCAGAACAAGAGUUCAACUUAAUCUUAGGGAAUGCGCUACUGUUUCAGGUAGAUGUGGAUAGGAUAUCCCACAAAAGAUUUAUGGUUUCUAAAUUGACUUGAAUAAUACCACACAUUCUGUGAAAAAUGUUUUUUUUUAAUAUGAAGCAGAUUUGAUUUUUUAAAGAAUACGUCAUAGAAUCUGUUUAUUGCAUUUUGCUAAGCACGCUGAAAGCUAACAGCUUCAAUAUUUUGACUUCCUACGGCACUGGGCGAGGAAGUAUUGCAGUCGCGAAAAAUUUCGAAAAUGAGUUAUUUUGGUUUUUGGGUGUUAUAUAACAUGUACAUCACGAAAAAAUAUGUCACUCAUUUCCGUAGGUCUUUCUGUCGGUCUGUCUGUCCGCUAAUCCUUGGACCUCCUCUAACUUGGGAAGUACCGCU